GCGCUGAUGGUAGUGAUGAAGGCCAGGUGGCAUGUGACAUGAAUGUAGCCCUUCCUGGCAGAGCUAAGUCAUCUCAUAAAAAUGAAGACCCGUCUGAUGAUGAACUGGAUGAAUAUGACUUGGAAAAUUAUGAUGAAGAGGAAUACAGAGGUGAUAUAAAACUUGGAGACUCUUUGGCUGCUCUGGCAGUAUAUGGGAGUAAUGAUCAUGAUCCUUACAUCACUCUAAAAACUACUGAUCAAUAUGAACAGGAGGACUUUUUGAUUAAGCCCAGUGACAAUCUUGUCCUUUGUGGCAGAGCUGAUAAAGACUACUGUAGUUUGGAGGUCCAUGUUUAUAAUCAUGAAGAGAAUUCAUUUUACGUACAUCAUGAUAUCAUCUUGCCUGCUUACCCUCUAAGUCUGGAGUGGUUGAACUUUGAUCCUAGUCCUGAUAGUGCAGUAGGAAAUUAUGUUGCAGUGGGUAACAUGACCCCAGUUAUUGACAUUUGGGACCUUGAUAUAGUAGAAUCCUUAGAACCAGUCUUUUCUCUUGGAGGCCAGAAAGAGAAAAAGAAGAAAAAGAAAGGAAAGAAAAGUUUAUCUUCAGAAGGGACAGUGAAAGGACAUACUGAUGCUGUGCUUGAUCUUUCAUGGAAUAAACAAAGCAGGAAUGUUUUAGCAAGUGCGUCUGCUGACAGUGCUGUGAUUCUGUGGGAUAUGUCUGUGGGUAAGCCAGCAGCCAGCCUGAUGCUACAUACAGACAAGGUCCAGACAGUGCAAUUUCAUCCAUUUGAAACUCAGACCCUUAUUUCUGGAUCUUAUGAUAAAUCAGCUGUGCUGUAUGAUUGCAGAAACCCACAAGAUAACCAUCGAAUGUGGCGGUUUAGUGGUCAGGUUGAGAGAGUAACCUGGAAUCAUUUUUCACCUUGUAAUUUCUUAGCAAGCACAGAGGAUGGCUUUGUGUACUGUCUGGAUGCUCGUUCUGAUAAGCCACUGUUCACUCUGAAAGCUCACGAUGAAGAGGUGUCAGGGUUACAACUGAGCAGUCAGAUCAAAGGGUGCCUUGUGACAUCAUCUGCUGACAAAUACGUGAAAAUUUGGGAUAUCCUGGGAGACAGACCAAGUUUAAUCCAUUCCAGGAAUAUGAAAAUGGGUGUUCUCUUCUGUGCAGCUUGCUGCCCUGACUUCCCGUUUGUUUUUGCCUUUGGAGGAGAGCGAGAAGGGCUGCGUGUUUGGGAUAUAAGCAAGAUUUCUGCAGUGAAUGAAGUUUUUGGAAACAGAGAGAGACUUGUUCUGGCUAGUGCCAACUCUGUGGCUUGCAGCUCCAUGGCCGGCAGUAGCAGUAACGAUUCGGAGACAGCAAUGGAAUCAUGAUGGACCAAACCUCACAAAAUCAAACUAAUUAAUGGGACUACGACUAAUGUGCAUUCUACAAAUCCCCGUUUGGUGAGAGUCCAUAGAAAUGGCUCUAGUGUCUUGCAAUCUGCAGGCUCCUUCGUCGCAGACAAAGAAACACGGUGAUGUGGUUAAGCUCUAAGUCAGCAGUUCUAAGUUCCUGCCUCUGUUACCGGCUUUGAAAGAUUAAAUCACUUGCUUUUGCCUGAGAUUAUGAUCCCUGAAACAGGGGCUACUAUGUGUAAAGUUGAUACAUAAAAUGAAACGGUCACUAGAAAAGCGUCCUGCUGCUACCAGAAGUUCGCUGAAUACUGCGAAGAAGGUAAAUAUCUUCUAAAGGCAUAAGGAAAAAUACUUCAGUCAACAGUUGUGUAAUAAAUAAACAAAAGCUGAAUGAAAUGACAAGUGUAAAUAGAUAAUUUAUCCUUAAUUUAAGGCUAGAUUUACAGAUCUCUAAUACAGAUUCUAGAAGUUCUUCUAUGUAACUUUUUUGAGUCUUAAGAGUAUUUCCUGGGCAGUAAGUUGGAGUCCCCGAGUAGAAUCUUGAGAUGUAUUUGUAACAUCUCGGAGCACCAGUAUCAAACCAGAAAUACCUCAGUUGUAUCCUAUCAAGAUCAAGGGUUUCUUUUCCCUGGUUCCACAGCACCUGAAGCUUAUUGAUGAUGCCGGUGUAUUGGGUUUUUCUUCAAGCUCCAAACGUAAUAUAUAUAAAGAGCAUUUGAACAGAAGUAACGAGCUACUACUCAGAAGAGGAUGAGAGGCUGUCAGGACACAAAGUGAGGGUAGGGAUCUUAGCUGGUCACUGUCAGUGGUGACAGCUGUCCAUGUUACGUUCUCAUGUUCUUAACUCCUCCCAGGCAUUUCUGCCUGACACCUGAAGGCACAGAGGAAUGUUUUGAGUAUCAGCCGAACCACUGACUUAAUCACUUCAUUUACAGCAUCAGGAACCUAGUCAAGGAAUGUGACUCAAUCAAUUUCCUCACGUUUAAAAUGAACACCCAAGUGCCUUAUCCCAGGCCAGAAGUUAAAUGAUACUCCUACCCUCCUGUGAAGUCCUUCCCUCUCCACAUACUGGGCUACUAUGUGUAAAGUUGAUAUAUAAAAUGAAACAGUCACUAGAAAAGCAUCCUGCUGCUACCAGAAGUUCGUUGAAUACUGCGAAGAAGGUAAAUAUCUUCUAAAGGCAUAAGGAAAAAUACUUCAGACAACAGUUGUGUAAUAAAUAAACAAAAGCUGAAUGAAAUGACAAGUGUAAAUAGAUAAUUUAUCCUUAAUUUAAGGCUAGAUUUACAAAGCAACUGGUAUCGAAGCAGCCAUAGUGAUGGUGCAUGUGGUUGACAAGACCUUACCACUGCUUUUCACCCUAGCUCACUGUAACUCGUUCUGGUGAGGUAAGUCAGAUAAAAGGGGAAGAGCCAGAGCUGUAGGUUUCCUUCCCAUCCCUUGAAGUUAAGUGGCUGCUUCUCAAUCCGAUUUAACUGUUUCUAGUCUGGUGACAGGUGUUUAGCAUGGCUCCGCAGGAACCAAGAAUAUUUUGGAUGUGUUGGGAUUCCUGACUCAAUCCUUUCUGUGCCAAGCAAGAGUGAACAAUGUGUGGACAACAAAUGAACAACUGCUUUUGUGAAGCUUGAGAAGGUGAAAGCACCAGAACCACCUCUAAGUGCUCUCCACUGAAAAGCUGCAAGUUUUUCAAAGCUUUCAUUUUAAAUAAAUGCUUUGUGUUA
Messenger RNA from Pygoscelis adeliae (Adelie penguin), 3100 nucleotides. It is a transcript of the gene PWP1, whose product is annotated as PWP1 homolog (S. cerevisiae). The transcript is spliced from 13 exons. Bases 39 to 1355 code for a protein of 438 amino acids. Gene Ontology annotation, molecular function: protein binding. Gene Ontology annotation, biological process: rRNA processing. The record is from RefSeq and is a predicted model, not a curated record. Lineage: Eukaryota; Metazoa; Chordata; Aves; Sphenisciformes; Spheniscidae. Gene Ontology annotation, cellular component: nucleus.